AUGGCCUCGGCGAAGAAACGAGUGGAGAUGGCGAUGGCGUCGAAGGCGAAACUGCAAACAGCAACAACAAACACCCCGUUCGUACAAAUCAACACCCAUGUUGACGAUCCGCAAAAAUCACUGGAGGAGCUCUUUUCGGCCGGCAUGCGAACACAUGGCAAGCAUUUUGAGCGCAAAAAGCGACCAGUGUCAUCGCUCAAAUCACACGUCUCGUCCACGGAAGGUUCCAGUGAUGAUGGACUUGGCUCCAGUGGCCGCCAUACUUUGAGUCCAAGUUCAGCAUCAGCGACACAGUUGAAUGCUGCUUACCAGGGGCCGUAUCAUCCAAGACAGAGCUCGGCGCCAGCUCUGAUCAACUAUGAAGACACUGUUACGAAUCGUCUGGCUCCGGCUCCAGUAAAUGCGCCCUCGAAAUCGUUGAGUGCUGUGGCGGUAUCCAAUGUUGGUGAACAGUUUCAAGUCACGUCGCAUCGUGCGGCAAAAAGUUGUGAUCUGGAUUGUGAGCCGGGCCGACAUUUCGAUCCAAAUUUCGCUCCUCAAGGACAGGCCUACUACGUCGAUAAUGGAACGAAAGCGACAGCUUACUGGAGCGAACCACGUGCCAAAAGUCAGUCGUUGGAUCAGAUGGCUUUAGUU
Gongylonema pulchrum is the source of this 636-nucleotide messenger RNA. The record is from the annotation of a GenBank genome assembly. Lineage: Eukaryota; Metazoa; Nematoda; Chromadorea; Rhabditida; Gongylonematidae.